Chara braunii is the source of this 2061-nucleotide messenger RNA. Lineage: Eukaryota; Viridiplantae; Streptophyta; Charophyceae; Charales; Characeae. The record is from the annotation of a GenBank genome assembly.
GCUAAGAUGAAGAGGGUUCAACAGGAGGAGGAAGAAAUAAGAAAGGCUGCUGAAGCAGAAGUAGCAGCAGAAGAAGAAAAAGAGAGUGAGGAUUGAGAGUGGAGAAGGGAGAGGUGGCACAAUGAAGAGGGAUGCAGAUGCUGAGAUGGAGAAGAAGAUAAGUGAGUGGGUCGCUAAUUUAUCGUUGGGAGAAGACGAGGAGGCGGAGUCUUAUGUGACUCAGGAUGAGAGGGAUGCGCUUGCCAGUGAGCUAGCAGCAAUGAAGGACCCUAUGGAACGGCGAGAAAGGGAGGAGGAGCAGAAGUUAGCAUGGAAAUUGAGGAAGAAGAGGGAAAAGAAGAGGAGGAGAGAGGAAGUCAACAAACUGACCGCAGAGAUGGCGAAGGUGCAGGAGUGUAGGAAAGAAGUGGAGGUGCAGGCAGACGACAAGGCCAAAUGGGAUAAGGUGUUGAGCUACCUAGAGGUGUUGAGCAAAGCAUGGAUGGAGGAGCGCCAAGCCAGUUGGAGCCAAGACGUAGCUUUGAGUGUCAUGCGAUCGGGAUUUAGAGACUUUGCGCGCGAUAUAGUCACCCACAUUGGGGGCGAAGUCAAGCAACUUAGGGACAACGUGGGGAAGUUUUGCGAAGGCGCCAUUGAAGGUGCCAAAGCAAUAGUCGUUGUAGAGGGCGAGGUAAGACCCCGUAAAGAGCCUGUAAAGCUCAAGUUCCCAGACGCGUUGCUUAAGAAAGAGGCAAUCUGGCAAUGGGACAAAGACUGUACGUCUGCGCUCAAGAAGUUGAAGCGCGCCUUAAUAGAGUAUCAUGUCCUCGAAGUAGCAGACCCGUCCUUGCCAUUUGUCAUCACCACGGACGCAAGUCAGUAUGGAAUAGGUGCCGUGUUGCAGCAAGACGACGAUAAUGGCUAUAGACCCGUAGAGUUCAUGUCAGCGAGGAUGCCCUCAGAGAAGGUCGCUACCUCGACAAACGAGAGAGAACUCUACGCUCUCAGGCAGGCUCUAGACCACUGGAAGCAUUACCUGCUUGGGAGGCACUUCAAAGUGUAUUCCGAUCAUGAGACCCUUAGAUGGUUGAAGACUCAGGCCAAGAUGACACCUAAGUUGACUAGGUGGGCCGCAGAGAUAGACCUGUAUGAUUUUGAGCUCAAGCCAGUAAAGGGCGAGUACAACGUAGUUGUGGACGCUCUGAGUAGGAGAUCAAACUACUUUGGAGCCAUAGUACACUAUCUGGAUAUAGGGAGAGACCUGCAGGAGAAAGUGAAGCAAGCGUAUGCGCAGGACCCCAUCUAUAGUGACCUUCUAAAGAGAGUUAGAGAGGCCCCAGAGUCAGAUUACCGCACUAUUGAGGGAUUACUGUUUAAGAAGACUAAUGUGUUUGACCGCCUGUGCGUUCCCAACAGCGAAGAGAUCCGCAGUUUGAUUUUAGGGGAAUGCCAUGACACAGAGGGACAUUUUGGUUGGCAAAAGACAUUAGCCAAUCUGAUGCGUGCGUACACCUGGCCAGGGAUGAAGAAUGACUGCAUAGAGUCUGUUCGCAGUUGUAAAGUGUGCCAGAGGAAUAAGACUACUACACGCGCGCCCUUAGGUCUUCUCAGACCAUUGCCUAUUCCUGAUCAACCUGGAGAUUCAGUGUCCAUAGACUUUACGGAUACUAAAGUCAAGAGUAGGCAUGGCAAGAGCCAAGUCAUGGUCAUAGUUGACCGUUUUAGCAAGUUAACCGUUUUUGUUCCCUUGCCUGCAGAGGCACGUACGGAUUUAGUGAUACAAAAGUUCUUUGAUUUUUGGGUUAGUGAGAAUGGAAUCCCAUUGUCAAUAGUUAGCGAUAGAGACUGUCGUUUCACCAGUCAGAACUGGCAAAAACUCAUGAGAGUCUACGGAUCUAAGCUGUUGAUGUCGUCUGGCUGCCAUCCCGAGACAAACGGUCAGACUGAACAGAUGAACAAGAUCCUACAGCAAGUUUUGCGCAUGUACAUUAGACCUGAUCAGAUCAACUAGGACGAGAUGUUGCCCAAGGCUAGCGCAUACAACAACAGCGUGCAUUUGUCCACCUGUCGCACUCCCAAUGA